Molecule: messenger RNA, 1625 nt
Organism: Pyrgilauda ruficollis (rufous-necked snowfinch)
Lineage: Eukaryota; Metazoa; Chordata; Aves; Passeriformes; Passeridae
Product: formin-like protein 20
Exons: 5
Coding region: 117-1265 (382 amino acids)
Source: RefSeq, a predicted model, not a curated record
GAAGACGGACACGAGCGGGGCGGGAGAACGGCCGGAACAGAGCGGGCACGGGCGGGGCGGGCGCAGCGCGGAGGCGGGCGGGGCUCUCUGGUUCUCCCCGGCCGUUCCGAGGCGCGAUGUGGCUGCCGGAGCCGCAGGCCGGCUCCAGCUCGCCGGACUGCCCUGACCUGCUGCAGCACGUCCAGGCGCUGCGCUCGCCGUCCACCCCCCUUUACCUCAGCUUCUUCGAGGAAGAGUGUCGCGCCAUCGCCGACCGCCUGCGCCUCGGGGCGGCCGCGGAGCCCUCGCCGGGCCCGGGAGAGCUCAGCGGGCUGCAGCCCACGCCCCCCGGACCCGCCACCUCCACGCCGCUGCCCUUACCGGGCCACGGGCGGGUCCCAGACUCGAGCGCGGGCGAUUGCGAGGCCGCUGCUGCCCCUGGCCCUGGCCCGGCUCCAGGGGAGUCCGGGUGCCUCCCGCAGCCCGCGGCGGGCGGUGGUCCCGGCGCCCGGCCCGCUCUGUCCCGGCGGGCGCGGCGCGGUCCCGGAGAGCCCUCCGGCCGCGGCCCCGGCACCCCUGCCCGCUCCCCGGGCCGCGGCCGCACCAGGCUCGCUCUCCCCCGCACACGGGCCUCGCUGGGACUGCAGCUCCCCGCGGCCGGCACGGGGCGAGGCGCCUGGGAAACGCGGCUCCUCCGGCCCCCAGGGACCAGGCUGAAGCUGACGUCGCCUGCCAGGUCCAGGCUUCAACGUGCCAGCGGGGUUUCACAGCGGGCACAGCCUUCCAGCCUUCCCAAACUCGUCCCCCGAAGCGGAGGGAUGAAAAGUAAUGCUGCACCUGCCAGUUGCGUCGCGCGAAGCAGGGAAGCACCUGCUGCCAAGGUUGGGAGUCGUAAACAGCCCUCCUCAAGGCUUUCUACAGAAAUUCCUACUGUGGCUUCCCGCUCCUCACUGCGGCCUCCAGAAAAAGUGAUUUCGUCCAAGCAUUUUUGCCUCAAUAAAGAAUCAACUACAGAGGAUCUGGUGUUCAAUAGGACCCGAGAGCUGAAGGAAAAUGAGAACAAAGAAAGGCUGAUUGCAGCAAGCAUUGUCUUGGGAGCAGGUAGAAAUGACCAGACAUGGGAGUGUGUGGAGUCCUCUUUGUCCAGUGAGUUGGCCCCUGGCCUGACUACAGGGUGUGAAGAUGCAGUUCCUGCUGAGCAGGUAAGGGCCAGCUGUGUCCUGUCACCAUGGAGCACUGUUCAGUCUCUGGCUUCGGCCAGCUAUGCCAGAGGUAGGAGAUUAUGAGAGCCGGACCUGCCAAUUUCUGGCUGGCACUUGAGCUGUUUCAGCCUUUCUCUGGGGUUUACACAAGACCAUGGGCAUUUUUUGCAUGGCUUUACCACCUCUCCAUGCUCAGAGGACUGCAGGCUUCUGUCCAGCUAGAUUUUCUAACGGCCUUUUGAAACAUGCAAACUUCAUGUGGCUUGUACUGUCACUUUUAUACGUCCUGACAUGUAGGACAUGGCCCCAGGAUGGGGUGUGCAGAGCCUGCAAGAUGAAUCUCCAAAUUAGGAAAUCUCUUACCUGCAAAAUAAGUUUGUGCAUUUUCCAGCAGUUUUAGGGCUCUUCACUCUGUGGCUGCAGCCAGCCAAAGGCAUUCUUGUU